AUGGGUGCAUAUAUUAGUCAUGAGAGAAUUGAUGUACAUCUAAGAAUACAGAACAACAUACAGCCUGAACAUUUCGAAUACAGUGUUCAUCUACGUGAUGUACCAAAGCAGACAUUGAUCCAUCAUCUGGAGUUGGCUGCAGAUAUAGAUCCACAUUUUAACUUUUCAUCAAGUUAUCAUUCACGAAGUGGAUAUUUUAUAGAUGCGAUCAAUGGUUUGAAAAGUAAAUGGAAUCCCGACAAGACCUAUUGGGAAAUUUUGAAUUCUGAUUUGAAACAAACAGAAAUCAUUAUAAUAUAUUGUACUACAGAUAUAUUUUUAAAUUACACCAUGGCUAUCACAUUUUACAUAAUAAACAAAUUAGAUUGUUAUAUGUUGGUUGCAGCGUUUACUGCUCUGCACUGGCGGUUUUUGAGACUGCACACCGUUUGUUACGCACCUGAUAUUCAACUAUUGUAUCAUGCUUCAUGA
This is a messenger RNA of Lottia gigantea (owl limpet), 471 nucleotides long. RefSeq lists its product as hypothetical. NCBI's taxonomy places the organism in Eukaryota, Metazoa, Mollusca, Gastropoda, Lottiidae. The transcript is spliced from 4 exons. The record is from RefSeq and is a predicted model, not a curated record. Bases 1 to 471 code for a protein of 156 amino acids.